AUGAUCGUGGCUGAGACGCGAAAGGAUCCAGUUCUCCAGCAAGUGGUGAGUUUCCUCAACGAAAGUUGGCCAGCGAGCGCCAAGCUGAUUGCUGACCCUGACGUCAGAAAGUUCUUCGCUCGGCGCGAUGGACUGCAAGUCGUCGACGACUGUGUGAUGUUCGGCGAUCGGAUCGUCGUGCCCCUCAAGUUCCGCAAACGGAUCAUUCGCCAACUGCAUCGCGGACACCCAGGGAUGGACCGCAUGAAGUCUCUGGCCCGCAGCUACGUUUACUGGCCGAACGUAGCCGACGAUGUGGUGCAGUUUGUUCGCCAGUGCAAAUCAUGCGCUGCUGCAGCGAAAUCCCCGACGAAGGCGACCCUCGAGUCGUGGCCUCUCCCGGACAGGCCGUGGCAACGUGUCCACAUCGACUACGCUGGACCAGUCGAUAGUUACUACUACUUCGUCAUCGUGGAUGCCUACUCCAAGUGGCCCGAGAUCUUCCGCACUCGUGCCAUAACCGCAACUGCAACCCUGGACAUGCUUCGUGAGACCUGUUCCCGUUACGGCAACCCGGACGUCCUGGUCUCAGACAACGGAACGCAGUUCACCAGCGGGCAGUUCGAGGAGUUUUGCCGUGCGAAUGGUGUCACCCAUCUCCGCACAGCGCCCUACCACCCGCAGUCAAACGGCCGUGCGGAGCGAUUCGUUGAAUCACUCAAACGUGGCCUCAAGAAGUUGAGUGAGGGGGAAGGCUCGCCCACACUGGAGCACUUGCAAACGUUCUUGUUAGUGUACCGUUCCACGCCCAAUCGGAACACACCGAACAUGACGUCUCCAGCUGAAGCAUUCCUUGGACGACCGGUGCGCACCACACUGGACCUGCUGAAGAAGCCUGUUCCUGCCACACCGAUCGCCGUCAACCACAAGCAGAACGAGCAGUUCAACCGUCGGCAUGGAGCCGUCAAGCGCGAGUUCAAGGACGAUGACCUGGUCUACGCCGAGUACCACCAGCGCAACACCAAGUCCUGGAUUCCUGGCCGUGUCGUCGAACGGAAAGGUUCCAUCAACUACAUUGUGCAGCUGGACCUGGAAGGAAGACAGAGGAUAGAGAUCCUGGUCGAAGAAGCUCGACCGUUGCUGCUAGCUGACCAGGAAGAACCUGAAGCUCCCAUCGAGAUCGACAUUCCUGUUCCGGACAGUCCCGCACCACCGGCCCUGCCUGGAACCGAAGAUCCACUGGAAGGUGGAUCUGGCACAAACCACUUUGUGCUGCCUGAAGAAGAUGCCGUACCCGCCGACAAGCCCGUAACGCCGCCGAAGCCGCCGACACCGAUACUUCCUGUUGGUCCACGCCGUCCCGUUCGACCGUCCAGGAUUCCACGGUGGCUGAAUUUGUACGACAUCUCUCAAGGGGGAGAUGUAGCAGGCCUUGACCUGCACAGCUGA
Messenger RNA from Culex quinquefasciatus (southern house mosquito), 1428 nucleotides. RefSeq lists its product as uncharacterized. The transcript has 2 exons. Gene Ontology annotation, molecular function: nucleic acid binding. The record is from RefSeq and is a predicted model, not a curated record. The coding region runs from base 1 to 1428 and encodes 475 amino acids. NCBI's taxonomy places the organism in Eukaryota, Metazoa, Arthropoda, Insecta, Diptera, Culicidae. Gene Ontology annotation, biological process: DNA integration.